This is a messenger RNA of Ostertagia ostertagi, 480 nucleotides long. NCBI's taxonomy places the organism in Eukaryota, Metazoa, Nematoda, Chromadorea, Rhabditida, Trichostrongylidae. The record is from the annotation of a GenBank genome assembly.
AUGGAUGAUGGUGAUGCGGAUAGAUUACCAGUAUUUUUGUCUGUAAGCGAAAUAGAGUUCCCGGUUACUGAACGCUCACCUCGACGUGUCAUCACUAUAUACAACCCAUAUGGUUACCCAAUUCAGUACAAAGUGCUGUGCAAUGCUCCUACUAAUUAUGCUGUACCAUAUUGCAAAGGGAUUCUUUUGGCAAAAAGCUGCAAAGAUCUAGUUGUUAAAUGUGUGACAAGGCUCACAGUUGGCACAACUGAUCGACUGCGAGUCGAGAUAAUGGAGUACCUUAACGCUGCCUCGUCUCAAUUGGUGUGUUUGGGUGUGGCGGUGAUUUGUGCUGUGGCAUUGAUGGCUCCGACUCAAGGAGAUCCAGCUGCUGCUAACUCUCUUCUGCCCCAACACUUCCAUCUCACUGUACCACAAAAACUUGUCGCUGCUUACAUCUUAGGUAUUGUAUCUAUUCUUCUCCUUCGCCCUAUGACAUGA